AUGCUCAAGCGUCCUGUAAGAGGCCAGAAGAAGAGGAAGGAAGUACACAAGAAACUGAAACCGAGCAAUAUGGCUUGUGGGUCUUCAGAGAAAUCCUCGCCUGAUUGGUUUGAUGCUUUAGCCAAGAAGAUUGCCAGUAAUCUAGAUUCACGUCCGUCAAAGGGCUUGGAUAGCUUCAAAUGUGUUUUCAAAAUGUCCAGAAGAACUUUUGAAUAUAUAUGUUCGCUUGCAAGGGAGCACAUGGCGGUGAAGACACAUUUUGCCUUUAGCAAUGGAAAACCAAUGUCCCUGUAUGAUCAAGUUGCUUUAGCCUUGAAUAGGCUUAGUUCUGGUCGUUCACUUGUCUCUAUUGGUGACGCAUUCGGGACAUCUCAGUCUACAGUCUCUCAAGUGACUUGGAGAUUUGUGGAGGCCAUUGAGAUGAAUGGGCAUCAGCAUAUCAGGUGGCCUUCCACGGAAAAUGAGCUAAUGGAUAUAAAGUCCCAGUUUGAACAAAUUCAAGGCUUGCCAAAUUGUUGUGGAGCAAUUGACACCACACAUAUUGUGAUACUGUUAUCCACCUCUAAGCGAAGAACUGAUGUGUGGCUUGAUUCGAAAGAGAAUUACAGUAUGCCUUUACAGGCAAUAGUUGGUCCCAACUUGAAGUUCCUGGACAUAUUCAGUGGAUUGCCAGGAAUGUUGAAUGAAAGUUCACUACUGCCAUAUUCAUCCUUCUACGACAAAUGUCAGAAAGGAGAAAGGCUAAAUGGGAAGAAAAUAAAACUAUCCCAACAAGCUGAAUUACAGGAAUAUGUAGUUGGUGAUUCAGCAUAUCCCUUGCUACCUUGGCUUCUGACUCCUUAUCAGGGAAAUGAUCUUUCACAGACCAAAGUUGACUUUAAUAAGCAUCACUUAGCAACUCGUGUUGUGGCACAAAGAGCAUUGGCGAGGUUGAAGGACGUCUGGAAGAUGAUAGAUGGAGUGGUGUGCAGACCUGACAAGCACAAGCUACCUAGUUUUAUAUUUGUUUGUUGCAUUCUUCAUAAUAUUGUCAUUGACAUGGAAGAUGAGGUACUGGAGGAAUUGCCAUUAUAUCACUGCCAUGAUCCAGGAUAUGGACAGGAUUUCUGCGAUUCAGCUGAUGUGACUGCCUCUGUUUCGAGGGAUAACCUCGCUCUAUACCUGUCGGAGAGAAACCAUCCUUGAACAGAUCAUGCCUUUGAUGAUUGAGAAGAGGAGGCUGUAGGUGGAAGACCUUUUACAGUCUGAAAUUUAGUAUAAUAAGUGAUGAUAGAGUAGUCUAUUGCCGAGUGCAUUCUGUCAGUCUAUUAGGCAAUGACUGCAGCAAAACAGGUAAAAGAAAUUUUUACUUAGAAAUA
This is a messenger RNA of Coffea eugenioides, 1358 nucleotides long. RefSeq names its product protein ALP1-like. The record is from RefSeq and is a predicted model, not a curated record. The coding region runs from base 1 to 1185 and encodes 394 amino acids. The transcript is spliced from 2 exons. NCBI's taxonomy places the organism in Eukaryota, Viridiplantae, Streptophyta, Magnoliopsida, Gentianales, Rubiaceae.